CGUCUGGGCAGCCAGGGGAAAGCGCCUUUGGCCUGGCUGCUUGCCAUAUUGCAUUGAAUGGGUGCCCUUGCUUCCUCUCGGCUGCCCUCGAUGCUGUGCUGUUGCCUCGCCCAGCAAGCUGCUUGCAAAUCCACUGUUCGUUCAGCGAUCAGCUCACUCAGUGGGAACACAUGUGCAAGUUCGACACUCUUAUAUCUUUGUUUGUGUCUGGCUGCAGAUAUGCACGCCAUCCCACAAGUCGACCACCUCCUCGUGCUCUGGCCUCGUUCUGCUGGUCAAGCCCUGAUCGGUCUCCAGCCUUGCCAGUCCAUCUGGCUCCGCUGUUGACGAUUGUUGAUGCGGAUGCUGAGUGCCUCGGCGCUCCCGAACCAGUGGCUGGAUUACUGCUUCCGAUGCCCGGCUCCUGUUCAAUUGUGCGUUCGUCUUCACGGCCAGACACUGGCCAUCAAAACCCCAGGGUCCCUGGCACCUCGCUCUCUCUGUCGAGAUACUCGAGUGCCCAUACAUCGCACUCGAGUCGCCAGGUCUGGUCUCCAUCCAGCGAGAAUCCACAUCGAGUCCCGCACCAUCUGUUCCAACCCAGCUCACAGGCCCUUUGCCGUCGUCCAGCUGAUCUGCAGAGUUCCACUUGGCUGCUGCCCCUGCCGACCGCACAACCACGACAUGCAGACCCGGCCAAGGCCGGUCGGCUGAUGUUUCCGAUUUGGCUGGUGCUGCGCAUCGUAUCGCUAUCUCAUCUCGUUUGUCUCCGCCAGAUCGUCUGCCGCGAUCCCUCUUCCUCCGCCCGUCCUGCUCUUUGCCUGCUGGUCCAGCAUUCCCGUCCCCGCCGCAAGAACAAUGUCGCUCGUCUCUGUCCAGAUCCAAACAGUGCUCGCCCGUCGCCAGCCGCAUCCCCGCAGCCUGCGUCUCGCACGCUUCUCGACCUCCCAGCGAUAUGGCGCCGCCCAUCCUCAGACCCUCGUCGAGAAGAUCGUCCAGACCUACACGGUCGAUGCUUUUUUUUUUUUUGUUUUGAUAGUUGUAUAUUCAGGAAUAUUCAACAUGCCAUCAGUAUCGCAGGAUACCCGGCAGUGGGUGACCAAGCUCGCUCAUACACCCCUGUUGCGGCCUUCGCCGACUCUCCAGCCCACACGGCGAGCCAUGCGGGUGAACACUAAUUCUAGUAACUCCCACAGGGAGUCGCACGUUUCCAGGUCCCUCUCAGGGAUGUCGGGGGUUGGUUUAUCCAAGUCUCCCUCUAGUAUCAACUCGAACCCACUCCAGGGUUUGCUGUGCGGUGUUGGGUCUUGACUUGCCCUCAAGGGAGUGUGAGUUUGUCUGUGGGAGGG
This is a messenger RNA of Polychytrium aggregatum, 1328 nucleotides long. RefSeq lists its product as uncharacterized. The record is from RefSeq and is a predicted model, not a curated record. Bases 171 to 1157 code for a protein of 328 amino acids. The transcript has a single exon. Lineage: Eukaryota; Fungi; Chytridiomycota; Chytridiomycetes; Polychytriales.